AUGGUUAACUGUAACCCGGCGCAUACUCCGGCCGAAACGGGUCAUAAGCUUAACGCUGAUGGCCCACCCGUUCGUGACCCCACCCUGUACUGCAAGCUUGCCGGAGCUCUUCAAUAUCUCACUUUCACACGCCCGGAUAUAGCGUUCGCCAUUCAACAAAUCUGCCUCUAUAUGCAUGAUCCUCGAGAGCCACAUUUUCAUGCUCUCAAACUCAUACUUCGAUACAUUCGAAGCACUCUAAACCAUGGCCUUCAGAUUCAUGUAUCCCCCUCAUCUGAACUUACAGCUUACUCUGAUGCAGAUUGGGGGGGAUGUCCGGCAUCUCGACGAUCCAUGUUUGGAUACUGCGUUUUCUUAGGAGAUAAUCUUGUGUCUUGGUCAUCCAAACGUCAAGAUGUUAUCUCCCGUUCUAGUGCUGAAGCCGAAUAUGGUGGAGUUGCGAACACCGUCGAUGAAACAAGUUGA
Messenger RNA from Cynara cardunculus var. scolymus (artichoke), 465 nucleotides. RefSeq lists its product as uncharacterized. NCBI's taxonomy places the organism in Eukaryota, Viridiplantae, Streptophyta, Magnoliopsida, Asterales, Asteraceae. The record is from RefSeq and is a predicted model, not a curated record. The transcript has a single exon. Bases 1 to 465 code for a protein of 154 amino acids.